Amoebophrya sp. A120 is the source of this 5129-nucleotide messenger RNA. The record is from the annotation of a GenBank genome assembly. NCBI's taxonomy places the organism in Eukaryota, Dinophyceae, Syndiniales, Amoebophryaceae.
GAAAGAGGGAAGUCGGAAUGAAUCGAUUGGGUAAGAAAGUGUUUCUGCUAGGGCUGUCGAAGAAAUUCGUAUCCGUUGAAUUUCGGUGCUCGUCGUAGGAACACGAAUAUCUACCACUCUUGUGACGUUGUCCCACACACCAUUGUACGGUAGUCGUAGUCUAGCGAGAAAUUAUGAGAAAUACGUGAAAGCUAGCAUGGUAAAACCACUAAUACCAUCACCAAUGUGACAAAGUUGUGAACAUCAUCAAAAGCGAAAAUUAUUACCCCCAAGAACUGAUGCAGGGUAUCACUAUCAGCACCCGUCGAACGGCGCUGCUGCUCCUCCACGGCUGCGCGGUGGUGGUCCAUGCGGUGUUGCAGGAGCAGUUUGUUGACGAUAAUGCGCAGCUGGAUCACGAACAGAAUCUACUUGCCGUUACGCCCGACGGCGGACUGGAGCUUCUCCUGGGGGAGUCGAGUUCUACGGAACAACUGCGGAACGAACUCCACACGACCCGAGCGACGGAGUCCACCGAUGAGCUUCCUCUAGAAGGGCAAGAGGGUAGCUACCACGAGGAAAGGGCGAGAGGUUCGCAGCCCCCCGACAUCUUCACGGCACCGCCCAGCAACGAAGAAUUGUCCAUCGCGCACGAGUCCUUUCUCGAACAAGCAACGACGCAGGCACGACAAGCGACGACCCAUAAUCAGGCACAGAGCCAAAACCAACAACAGCAGGAGAGUAAAGAGCAAAUCUCCAUCGGGCGAGAAAGUAAGGAGAUGCACCAAUUGGUAAUGGAACAAGAGCAGCAGAAGAAUAAAGUGUCAACGAAAGUAGAGCAGCAAACAAGGCUGCUGCACCUGGAGAAGCAAAAGCACCUCCAAAAGCAGAAGUGGAUGUUCGACUGGCGAUGGAAUCGAGCAAUCGAGAAGAGCAUCCAAGGCAACGCGGAAAAGGCGAGGCGGAAAUUGGAAAAGCUGGAAAAGGAAAGAAACAGGCCGAGUAGCGACCAACUGCUGCAGUUUCUGGAGCUAGACCAGGGGAAUUUGACCAGCCUAGGUACGGUAAGGGGAAUAAACUGUCGCAGUCUCAACUUGUAAUUUGCGGAAAAAUCUUCUUGACACUGUUUUUUUGUCAUGCUUUGACAGGCAAGACAGGCACGUGAUGUUUCCUCCUGCGUCUGCCGCAUUUUCACAUACAGAUUAAGAUUUUGUUUGUCACGCCGAUCGAAUUUCUUUGUGUUGCUGAGUCUGCAAUAACGGUUCGAGACUGGUGGGACAGUUUUUUCCUGCGAUAGAUGCAGCUUUCGAUCGGGAAAUGGGCGAAGAAAUGGCUGGGAGAAGUGGCGAUCACGAGCAGAGCACUCUAGAUUCGACGGCGCACGGAACAAAUCUUGUCGAAGCAAACAACAAGGAAAACAACGAGACGACGAGCUCUGCUUCUCCAGGACUACUAGCGCCAGCCUCUUCCGCUGACAUCGUCGCGGACUUUUCCGCUGUGGUCAUGGGAAAUCUGAAACCCUUUCUCCACGACGUGGUUCCGGCCGCGUUGGAAAAGUUCAAGAACCAGCGGAAAAAGUUGCAGAAACUCGAGUCGAAGGUGAGCCGGGCUUUGAAAGCGCUUGAGGGACUGGAUUUCAACGACCUGAACGAAGCGGAGUCCAAGUCGAAUUUGCAAACCAUGAAGACAGCGGCCGCCAUGAUGACGAAAAAGUUGGUCGACGCCGCCAGCAAGGUCCGGGACUACUUGAAAAAGAAGAUCAGAAACCUCCGGGAAGUUGUGGGCCGUAACUCGACUUCGGAUCAUGGUUCGGCGGGCGAAGAGCAUCAAAUUGUUUCGCCUGCUGUGGGGGAGGAGGGUCUUUCAAGCACAAAUUUCCAAGUCGAUGACGAAGUGGUUUUUAAAGCGGACUUGAAAGAAGAUGACGAUGGUAACAGCAGCGUUCCCGGACGAGGAAAAAGUAGCGUCGAAAAAUCCAAGACGUUUCAUCCCGGCGGCACUGUGUCCUCGGACACGACAACAUCUUCGACCAAAAAUCAGUGCAGCGACCGGUUCUUGCGAAUUUGGAAAAUUUCACGCGUAAACGAGGAGCAGCACACCGUGGAUCUGCGGUCCACCGGUGGAAUCAUAAUGAGGCUGGGCGACUCGACGUCGCCGGAAAGAGCGGUUGAGGAUGAAUAUGUCAACUACAUCGAAAGAAGCGUGAACACCACGCAGUUGAUUCAAAAGCACCUUGUGCAGCAAGAGCAGCAAACCCUACCGAUCCGGGUCCAGGGCUUGGCCGAAGCGGCCGGCGUUGCGUUCGACCACCCCAGCGCGACACUCUGGAACCACGUCUCGAAACUGGUGCCGCGGUUCGACAACGGGCAGACUCUCCUGAAGGAGAACGACGAGGUCGUUGGGUUGUUUUUCGGCGACGGCAGCAAUACUGACAAGAGCAACAAAGUCCUAUGCACUGCAAAAGUAUCGUAUUCGUAUAAAUGCAUAUACAAAUUUGAGAAAUAAAAUUUGUGAUGCGGAUUUACCUUAAGAAAAAGAUUUGUAAUGCAUGACUGCAAUACGAGUGCGAUACUUUUGCACAGGAUAAGUCCACUCGCUGGACGAUGAUGACGAGUAUUCCUCGUGGCUUAUUCUAAGUGAAAAACGUCCCCACCCCAGAGUUUUCAUGCAAAUCUGCAUGCCAAAAAAGUUUCUCAUGCGGAGCGCCACGAGGGGCGUUUUCUUGUCGUGUUUUGGAAUUUGUGAUGCUAUAAUCAGCAUGAUAUACUAGAUUUGUGAUGCUGCUGAACUGCCUAAAGAGGAUGACACAUCGAGGACAAACUUGUCAUGCCCAACGACCAAAGCUGGCUGAUUUGUCUAGCGGAUUUCCCAUCUUGACUCUGGUGUGGGGACGUUUUUACAAAUGAUAUGGCUCGCGAACGACGUCGGAAGCCUGAAGAUGGCGGAGGUGCUCGACCUGGUCCGGGCCAAGAAUUUUUCCGGCAUCAAGAUCCGACGGAAAAACUCCCCGGUGGAGAAGAAUGGUGGUGGUGGCAAAGAAGGUGCUGGCGCGUCGAGCAGUCCCGGUCCGGAGUUGAUGCAGAAGGACCCAGAAGUGGAGGAGAAGUUGGUGUUUUUCCGCGACCUAAUUUCCCGGAAAAUCUACUCUUCGCUCCGCAGUAGGACGUCGACCACGGGCGGCGCGGCUGAGCCUGAUGUUCACGCCUCGGGCGGCGACGGUGCAAAAGUUGCCGUUGAGACGGAAGUGAAUCUGAAUCUGCAGGCGGUGGGUAUCUUGUUCGGCGUGGAGGUUUGGAAAACGGAAAAGCAAAAAGCGAAAGCCUCUUCUCCAAGAACAUCCUCUAAGCGCACUACCUUCACGGUUCGCGGCCAGACCAUCCCGAUUGCGAUUGGAGCGAGAAAAGCGCGGACGGCGGGAGCUGCGGAGAAAGAGCAAGAAGCGGUUGUUUCCACAACUGGGCUGUCCGUCUGCAGCAGCACGUCUCAGUUCGUUCCACGGGGUUCGAGACUCCUGUCCGUGACGGACGGGCGUAACGAAACGCACGAUGCGAAAGCAGUGGAGGAGAAGAUCCAGCGGUAUUUGUCGGCGGCAGCUAGGAAAAGAACCAAAUUCGAGAAAAUUUUUAAGAGCAAAGCAGCGGGGGAUGAUAUGAAAAACAAAAACGUCGAAAGUGCAGGAGCGCACGACAAGGCACCAGGAGGCGGUAGUGCUGCGGAAGAUGGAAAUAAAGUGAAAUCCUUCUACUAUGAUGUGGGGGAGGUUUUGCCGCAUGUGAUGCCUGCGCCGCUCUUGUUGAAUUUUGAGACGGUCCGCUACACGUACCCGGGGGAACUUGAGGAGCUGAUGGAGGAAGAGGACGGCGAUGAAGCCGCGCAAGAGCAAGUACCUAGUAGUUCCGCGAAAGACGACCAGCAGAAGUUUCUCACUAUGGCAGACCAAGCGAUGAAAAGCUAUUUCAGCAUGGAGGACCUGCUCGACUCCGCACACACACUGGACGAGGGUGGGGAACAAGCGAGCCAAGCGGUUGUGCCCCUACAACCGGGGAACAACAGUUUGUCAACAUCUUCCCACACCCCUACUUCUGCCUCCCCAGCACCCGCGGCAUUCAUGGAGCUCGUGCAUCGUGCGCGCAGCCGCCGGGCCAUGAUCAGUCAACGGAGUAAAGCAAGAGCAAAGAAGCAACCUAAGUACCGUGAGCUGGCGGACACCAGCACGAGCGACAACUUUUAUCACUGGUUGAAGGAGAUUCCGCUGCGGUUAUUCGGAAUGAUCACAACCGAUCCGGCAGUCAAGAUACAGGCCGGAGACGGUUCAAGCCAGCUGCAGGUGCAGGCAGCCUAUGUUGGGGCGGAUUGGUUUUUGUGGAUGGUGCUCAUCUUCUUUUUAUUGGGUUUCCUUAUUUUCCCGCAAUUCUGGGCUGGGCUUCCAUUGUUCGGUAGCAUCCUCGGCAAGAUGGGCCUUGCUCACUCUGCUGGUUUGAGCGGAUACCUGCCUUUCUGGGGGAAAUUUCUAAUCACUAUCUUUGGAGAUCUUUUUGGCCUGGUGAAUUGCAUGGGGUGCUGUUGGUCCUGGUGGACCCUGUGUGGCAGAACAACUUCGUACAAGGACUUGAAUUGGCAAGGAGACGACAAGCCAUUAGCAACCACGUCCGUGGAGUCGCGCGUCUGGGAGCGGGUACGCAACGGCUUUGGAUUCGGAGGUUUGGGGUUGAUGGGUUCCACUUACCUACUCUGGGUGAAAACGUCGUCAAGCCAUAAUCUGAUGUCAGGUUUUAGUUUUUAUCACUACAACAAGUUAUUCAGCAAGUUGUGCAUCACAAAUUUUCUUGGGCUCGUAAUUUGUAAGCAUGGUCCGCUAAGAGGUAUGAACAAGACCGCAAGUCGUGACAAAGCGAGUGGCCGUGUUCUUUUGCGCUCUGCAGGGGUCGUUUUUGAGCUGAGGGAGGACCAAGCGCAUUAGGAAAGAACUUAGUCCAAAAGCAAAAGUUUUGUUCCUGGCGGUACUAAUGCAGUGCACUUCUAUAAUGAAAAUGAGAAUGAGAAGAUGCAGAAGGAAAAGUAUGCGGGCAUCGGGACGGCGUUUUUACACAGGAUGGUGCUACACCGGCGGCAAAGACGGGCUGUACGAUGCUCCCGAGGACGACUACUAG